Arabis nemorensis is the source of this 360-nucleotide messenger RNA. The record is from the annotation of a GenBank genome assembly. Lineage: Eukaryota; Viridiplantae; Streptophyta; Magnoliopsida; Brassicales; Brassicaceae.
AUGGUUGAAGACGAUUGCGUCGAAAAUGCAAUCCCUAUUUCCAACGUAACCGGAGAGAUCCUAGCCAAAGUGAUCGAGUAUUGCAAGAAACACGUUGAUGAUCGUGGUUCGGAAGAAGAACUCAAGAAUUGGGACGGAGAGUUUAUGAAAAACAUCGAUCAAUCGACGCUUUUCAAUCUAAUUCUAGCUGCUAAUUACUUAAACAUCAAAAGCCUUCUUGAUCUCACUUGUCAAACGGUUGCUGAUAUGAUCAAAGGUAAAUCUCCUGAUGAGAUUCGCGCUACUUUCAACAUCAAAAACGAUUUUACACCCGAAGAAGAAGAAAAGAUUCGUCAAGAAAAUCAAUGGGCUUUUGAAUGA